AAUACUUCCGCUUCACAUGUAUUCGUUGUGAAGAAAAACAAACUGUUUACAAUGAGAUCUUUGCACGAACCAUACUGACAUUCUUAAAUCAAAGAUAAGAUAGAGCCAAGAAUGCAAUAUUGCUGCAGUUCAGUGAGAAUUAGACCAGUCUGAAGAUGCAUAACUGAGAAAACGUUUAUUUUUUUACAACUUCAGGGAACUGAUUCGAGCUACCGAAAAAUGGCGUCAAGUUUGAAUGCGUCGCUGGUGACUAGUCCCUCGCGCAGUCGACUAUCACGCUCACGAGGACCAAGCAGUGCAGAUUUCCUUGAUCAGAUACGGCAGUUGGAGAUGGAAGGUGAAAGAUUACGCCGUGGAAGUGAUCCAGGAUCUCCAUCUAAAUACACAAUGAAUGGAGGAAUAAGUCAGCUGUCGACAGGUGCUGCCCCCUCUGUGACACAUUACUAUGAACCCAGCAGUAGUUACCAGCCUCCUUCACUAGCUACUGUAACAGAUAUUACCACAGACCAGAGAAGUAUAACAGAUCUCAGGAUGCAGCUUGAAAGUCAAAAGAAAGAGAUGGACCAGAUCCAGAAAAAGUUGUUCCAAGAUACAGGUGUGCCCCUCCCCUCUUCCUUACCUCUGAGUCCAAGUAUACUUACCUCUCCACUCAGGUCUUCAUCUGCUGGCCCUAGUACCACCAGGAAGUCCUUGGACACAUUGCCACAGCCUCACAUGGAAAAAGCAUUAAAAGAAUCCCAGGAACAUGUUGCUAGUCUCAGGAAAAGAUUGGAAGAGGCCAAAGAAGUGAGCGAGGAGCAGCGAAAACAGUUUCGAGCACAUAUAGAAGAACUUAAGUCAAAACUACAAGAGACAGUGGUGAACAGAGACUCUAUAAUGGACCUAAGACAAAGGGAAGCUGAAAGUCAAGAGAAUCUGAUCAGAAAACUUCAGGCAACAUUACGUCAGUUGCAGGAAGCUUACAGUGUGCAAGAAAAGACUCUUCAGGAAACAGGCUCCAAGACAGACAAACUCAGCCAGAAUCUUUAUGUGGCUGACACCUCCCUGAACCAGAUCAGGGCGGUGAUAGCAUCGGUGGAGAAGAAGCGUGGCAAGUCUUUUUACGAUUCUGAGCCCAUCGACAAGCAGAGCAGCACAAUGGUGGUACACACACUGGAGCGGUGUGUGCAGGAGAUGGAGAGUGACCUGGAGACCAAGGCUGGGAAAAUGAAACAGCUUGAAAAUGACCUAGAAGAGUUACAAAAAUCUUCCAGAAGAACACAAGAUAAAUUGAUUGUAGAGCACCAGCAAAGGUUAAGUCAGCUGACAGAAGAACAUGAAUGGCAGUUGCAAGCUGCUGCAGACAGGGCAGCCAAUGCUAGAGAGCAGGCAGCCAAUCUUCAGUCACAGAUUACUUUGAUGCAAGAGCAGCUGGACAAACAAGCUCAGAUGAAGGAUGACCACAUCAGAGAGCUGGAAAAUAAGAUCACCAGUCUAAAAGAAGACCAGGAUGUGGCAAAGAAAGGAUGGACAGAAAAGAGAGAGGCCCUGGAGCUGGCUGUGGACCAGGUACAGAAGGAACUGAAUGUGAUGAGGAGUGAGAAACAGGAGGCUGUCCAGACUGCUGCUGCCAUGGAGACAAGGAUUGAGGACUACCAGCUCCAGGUGGAGAAGUUAUCAGAUGAACUGGACACAGACCGAGAGCAGAUGAAGAAACUGUGGCAGAGAGAGGACGAGGCCAACAAGAAACAGAUCGAGAUGGAGAGCAGACUUCAUGAGAAGGACAAGGAAAUUGAGAGACUGGAGAUGCUGAUGGACUCUGUGAAAGCAGAGUGUGAGCUUACUCUCAAAGACAGGGUUGCUUCAAUAGAGAAAGAUGAAAAAUUAAAAACUGCAGAACAGAUAACAACACUAACCAUACAGCUUCAAACGCUGACAGAGAAGAGUACUAGAAUGACCUACGAGAUUGAGACACUUCAGACAGAGAAUGGAAAUCUCAAAAAACAGGUCACAGAACUGACUGAAAAAAACCAGGAUGCACGAGUCAAAAUCGAGACCAUGGAAGCUGAAAAGACUAACCUAGGUGCAUUAAUGGAAGACAGAAUAAAUGAUUGUCAGAGAUUAACCCAGGAAAGAGAUUAUUAUUUUGGGCUCCUUGAGGAGAGAAAUCAGGAACUAAAGACAUUGCAGGCUGAAAACGAACAGUUAUCUACUAGGCUUGAUGAAAAGGAGAGAAAUUUUACUGCAUUACAGAGGCAGAGCACUGACAUGUCCCAUGCCAUUGAGUUGAACUCUAAAUCCAAUGAUGAACUCAAGUUGGAGAGAGAAAGGCUUUUGAAAUCAAUAGAGGAAAGAACAAUUGAACUGGAAGAACUUAAACUUGCCAAAAGCAACAUCACAAGAAAACUUAAAAUACGUGAGAAAAGACUUAAAGAUAUUGAACUUGAUAAAAACAAGCUCAUAGAAGAGCUGCAGAUAAAAAGACAAGAUAUAGAUGCUAUUAUCAAAGAGAAAGAUGGUUUGUAUCAGGAGCUUAAAGAUAGCAGAUAUGAGGUAGCAACAUUAUCCGAAGAAAGAGAUGAGAUCCAAAAACAGAAGGAAGAACAGAAGAAACAGUUGGAGGGGGAGCUGGAUAGAUUAACUCAAAAAUAUGUUGCUUUGCAGCAGGAGUACAGGAUAGCACAGAAAGCCAUAAAGACAAAGGAGGCCGUGGAUGGUAAAGCUGUGAAGUAUGCAGACAAGAUGCAGAAGGAAGUGACAGCCAAGAGAGGAGAGAUAGACUCCCUGAGGAGUAAAGUGCAUUGGUUGGAGGAAUGUUUAGAUGCUGCAUUGAAGGAUAAACAAGCCCUCAAGCAGGAGAGAAAGAAACUGUCAUCUUCCCUGAACAACUCCUCAACACAGAAUGAGAAGCUAGCAGACCAGCUGGAGGGGUAUGCCAAGAAAAAUGAAGACCUGAAAUCAAAAUGUGACAGAUUAGAGACAGCAUUGGAAAAAGCCGCAGUGAAGCAUGCAGAGGCAGUGGCCAAACUGGAGACAAUGGAACAAGAAAUGGCCAGCAUGAAACUCAGGCACCAACUGGAUAUUAAGGCUUUGGAAAGGUUAGCACAGCCCCCAUCAAGACAUUCCACUCAUGUUGUAUACACUGGGACCCCUACUGUAUCUACUUCUGUAAACCCCAAAUCUGAGAGGCAGACAACAGCUGGAUCACAGGGAACAGGCUCAGUAGUGACACAGGGACUAGGAAGAGUGUCAACAGGAUCUUUGGAUGAGCUGCCUGUGCUGCAUAAACCAGGACAGGAAAAAACCGAGUCAACAGCAGCAUUGAACAAUGUAGCAGGGGAUGAACUCAGGACGUUGCUCACUGAGAUGAAGUCCCUGAUAAUGAAUGCCCAGCAACAGCCCCAGCCCCAGCAGCAGCCAGCUGUCCUCCCACCUCCAAACUCCACAGGGGACAGGCAGACAAAUAGACAAAGGCCAUAUGAACAGUCCAGUAACUCUACAGACUCACAUACAGGAAUUCCUGUGCAUUCUUCUUCAUUAAAACCAGUCGUAAGCAAUGGCAAUCAGCACCGACAGCGCUCACACUCCAGCCGCCCAUCCUCUGUGCAGACACUGACAUCAGACAGGGACACUAUUGAAAACCAGCGCCCCCCACGACCUCAGUCCAGUCACACCUCGUAUGGUCAGACGAUGCGGUCAGGCAGGGAUUCCAGGCAGACUGGUACAGCUGUCAGCUCUACUACAGGUAGCCACAUGACAGAGUGGGCCAGUGACACCUACAGUGAGCCUGUGCUGCGACCUCAGGGACCUAAAGGUGCUCCUGGCCGUGUAAACAGUGAUGCCCAGGAGCUGUGCAAGAGACUGGAGGACAAGAUAGAAAGACUCACACAGAUGGGAGGGCACCUGCAGCAGGAGAAUAAAGAGAUGGCUGAGUUAAUCAAAGACCAGGGAACCCGCUUGAAGAGAGUCAAAGAGAGUGAACGCUCCUUGCACCCAAAGAUGAUGAAGCGUUCAUCACAUACGUGAUAUUACAAAACUGAGUUUUGUCUAUGUUACAAAAAACAGAACUGGUCACUGGGAUAAAAUAGAAAAAAAAAAUACUAGUUCCAAAAAUGUCCUCACAUGACCAGUGUCAGGGUUUUAGAUCCCCUGCCUAAAAUAGACCCUUUAUAUUGUUUUCAGAUAGCAUUAAAACCUAUAAAUACUCCCUCCUAAAUCAGUAUUUUGAUGUUAAUAAAAUCCUUAUUUAUUAGGUUAGCAUCUCUUAUACAACAUUUUUAUCAAAGACAAACCAGUAGGUGCCUGCGUUCUUAACAUGAUCAUCUUUGUAUUAUUUGCUCAUGCAAAAAAUCAAAAGACUAAAAUGUUCUUGUUAUUUUAUUCUAUAAAUUACCGAUACCUUAAUUAAUUACAGUAUGUCUGAUAGUAUUUGUAAACGGAGCCAGAUGUGGUCUGUAGGAAUGGGUAUAAUGUGUGUAUACAUAAAAUGGUGUAGCAGUGUAUGUGUAAAUUAGAAAAAGAUGGCCUUGCAUGUCCCAGAGGCAGCGUUUUAUGUAGUGAUUUUAAAUGUCACAGCAUAAGAAAAUCUACAAAGUGCAGUUGUAUAUUUAUGUAGAUAUAUAUAUAUAUGAAAAUGAGUGAUUUUUUAUCAGCAUUGUUUUCCCCAUUGAUACAAUAUUAUUACUACAAAAGUGACAGCGUCACUUGUUUGGUAUGUAAAAGUGUUAUGUAUUUAUGUCAGUUUUCACACGUCAGAAAGGAGUUUGUCAUUUUAAUCAUUGGUUAAGUAUUCAUAUUAUUUUUGUAUGUAAAUGUUCACCAAGUGUCUGCCUAAUUUAUGUAUCGUUUACUCACAUUUUGUUGUAGGUAUAUAAUAGAUUAUAGCAGUAGUUUGUAUUAUAGCUAGGUUUACAUUACUGAAGUUAUGCAUUUAUAUUGGUAAAAUGCCAUCAUGCGUCUUCUGGAAUUUAAACCAUUUUACUACUUCCAUGUAUUUUAAUAUAAAUGCCAUGCUUUAAAAAGCAUUGUAUUUAUAACAUUUUUUUCAUGUUAUAGUAUAUAAUAUUUCUCUCCGAUAGUAAGCGACAAACACAAGUUAUUCCGUUUUCAAAAUGUUUAUUGAUGGUCACCCAAUGAGAAAACAGUCUUGUAACACAGUGGUCAGUCUUUUCCAAAUAACUAAUACUGUGUUAUAGGAAAGAAAAUAUAUGUUAAUUUAUGAAGAUGCCUGAAUUAAUGUGGUUUAUAUAUAAACAUAAGGUGUGAAUCUCAGUUAUAACUUUGUUGAUAUUCUCAGGGGGUGCAAGUGUGUGCUUUUUCCAGGUGUUGAAAAGGUCAAGACCUGCUGAAAAGUUUAAGAUGUCAAAACAUACUAAGGUACACCUAUUCCAUAUUGAGGUUAUUGAAGUUGUUAUAAAUAUCUGUACAUGGAAUGACAACUGUACUUCCAUGAUCUGUGUAUCAGAUCUAGAGAGAGGGGGAGAAAAGAAUAAGCUGCUAUGAUAUUUGAAAUAGUCUCUGUAGGUUCAAGCUUUUCAUUUUCACUUUUAGUUUCACUUAGUACUUUGGAAUUUGAAGCUGAUAACCAAAGAUAAUUAUCAGUGCUCAAAACGUUUACAAUCAUGAAGAUUAAUUUCCUAUUAAUUUGUACUUCAUUAUCUGUAAGGUAUAUCAAAUAAAAUGUUAUUCCAUUUAUUAAAAUAUGUUUUUUUUUUCAUAACAAUGACACUUUGGCUUAACAUCUUAUAGAAGUAUGUGCAGUGAUAUUUCCUUUUUAAUGCAAAAAAGUAUUUUCAAACCAAUAGUUAUUAAAAACAAAUAAUAAAAAACUACCAUGUGUCUUAACUUUCCACAAAAAUUGAGAUACCCCUAUGAAAAGCGACAGUAUUCAAAGUGAUGCUUUAGAGGCACAUCUCCAGACAAACCCUCAGGAAGAAUCCACGCUUUGUUAUAAUUACGUGUGAGAUAAUACAAUGUCACUUGUGCAAUAUAUGCCAUAACACCUCUCGCUGACACUCGAGGUGUUCAUGGCAUAUAUCGCGAGAGGGGGACAGUGUAUUAUUUGACAUACAUACCGAGAACAAAUAUAAAUGUAGUCAUUUCACCCUAAAACACCCCUUAAACCGAAUAAAGUGACCCUAUAUCACGCUCUAGAGAUGUUAUAUGGAAUAAACUCUUCCACGUGCACUGGUCAUCUCCCGCCAAAUCCUUAUGUAAUGUCUGACCAAUUUGGCCAAUUUUUGCUAAGGCCACACUUUUAUGUUUUUAUGGAUGACAUCCUGCACCUGCACCGAUUUUCGUCCGUUCUCCGGAAAAAAAAAAUUCACCCCCAACUAAGUGGGUUGUCGUAAACAUUAUUGAAUUUACUGGAGUUUUCUGAGAGAUGCUACGCAGAAAUGUCGAGUGAAGCAAGAUAUUUCUGGGUAGCAGCUUGGGUUGCCCUCGAUCUUCACUGAAGCUUGGCUAAAUGGACAGGCUUCAGUGAUCAGCAUAUCGCCACGGUCACAUAACAUCCCUAGGUAUGUAUUACUUACAUAACAUAGCUGCACAUAGUGCAUAUAACUCAAAAGAGCAGGUGGAUCAAAUACAAGAGUAGCAGUUACCUGUCAUCAGUGACCAGAACCCAUGUACUAUAUAGUGCUUACACUUCUGACCGUGUAACAGCUUAAAAUAAUUUUCUUCAAAAAUUGUACAGAUUUGACUCUCAUAAUAUGGAGUAAAUACAUAAAGAAUGGAAACCGCUGUAACAAAUAAAUCCAUUUAGAUCCCAAGGUUUGCUGCCAAUCACGCUGGAGAAGGGUAUUGAAUCUUUUCACUUCUUGUCAACAACAUAGCUCUCAAAAUGUGUAGAUCUAUUGUUAACUGGUCAUCUAUUUAAGAACUUUCUUUAGAUGUCAGUUUAUAAAGUGAUAGAUAAAUGAAGAUGAUGCUCAGAAAGAGGAUAGCAUUUCAGAGGAUUAUAGAGCUUUGGUUGGUAGAAAAAUGAGAUAAAUAAAUGCCCUCACUGCUUGUGUAUUAGGAGUGGAAGAAGGGAUUAUUAAGACCUCAUGACAAAAGAGUACUCAACACCUACACAAACCUAUUCUUUGUAAGAAAUAUGAAGAAGGUCAAAAGGAUUAUACAAAGAAGUGCUUAUCCAAGAGUAGCAAAAUUCUUGCCAGUUAUAAUUGGAAGAUGGCUGUCAUGUUCAGGUUUCUGAAAUUCAUAACUUCCUGCUUAGGCACAGGAAACAAUGUGUGGUCUUAUGACAAGCAAUUAUCAAUUUGAAUAUUACCAAUAUGUUAUAAAGUAUUCAUUAAAAAAAGGGGGGAGCUUUUUCAAGAAAUACUUAUUCUUAAUCAAUAGUAAAACCACUUCAUUUUUAUAAGCUUUUGAUUGAAGCCCUAUAGUCUCAGAAGAUUUUAAAAUGUAUUCUCUGCAUGCUACAAAAGGGGAGGAAACUAUAAUUCACUACUAUAGUAAAAAAACAGUCCCCGAUUGCACAAAAGCCUGAGUGAAGAUCAUAUUUUUCUAAUAGAGAGCAUUAUCAACUACAAUACAAAUCACAACAUCUUUACACUAUUACCUGUUAAUAAAAAAAAUUAUUUGAAUUGCCCAUUAAAGGAAAAAAGACUACAUUCACUGUAACAUAUUCAUUACAGCUCUCAAAAUGUGUAGAUCUGCUGUUAAUCAAGAUAUUCAAAGUAUGGAUUUAAUUGUCAUCCCUAAAAUCAGCUUGUUAAGCAAUAGGUUUUUGAAGAUGACACUCAGAAAUUAGAAGACCAAGCUGUCAAACAGCAAAGAAGAUAUGGUGAAAGAUGCCCUCAAGUUUUUGUAAAAUAAUAAGUAUUCAUUUUUUCAUGAAAGAAGAGAAAGCUGUAUGAUAAAA
Messenger RNA from Lingula anatina, 7846 nucleotides. RefSeq lists its product as uncharacterized. Lineage: Eukaryota; Metazoa; Brachiopoda; Lingulata; Lingulida; Lingulidae. The record is from RefSeq and is a predicted model, not a curated record.